Molecule: messenger RNA, 1057 nt
Organism: Pyricularia oryzae 70-15
Lineage: Eukaryota; Fungi; Ascomycota; Sordariomycetes; Magnaporthales; Pyriculariaceae
Exons: 3
Coding region: 368-751 (127 amino acids)
Biological process (GO): SRP-dependent cotranslational protein targeting to membrane
Cellular component (GO): signal recognition particle, endoplasmic reticulum targeting
Molecular function (GO): 7S RNA binding; endoplasmic reticulum signal sequence receptor activity
Source: RefSeq, a predicted model, not a curated record
GAUUUCCCUUCGUUCUCUCAUAGGUACCUGCAGGUAUCUUCAUUUUUCGAACCACUGCGAAAUUUAGCAGGGCAUUACUUUCAGUGCUACAUUGUCAUUGUUUCCCACCACUGUAUAUAAGUAUUCCUCCUGGCUUUCUUUUCUCGUUAGUUCAUUUAAAAAAAAAAAAAAAAAGAGCUUUGACACCCACAGCGACCCUAAAUUCACGUCAUUUGCCUACUGCGGGGACACCUAUUACUGCGGGGCAAACCCGUCCAAACGCCCUGCGUCCCAGGUACCUCAGGCACGGGAUAGCGACCGUAAACUCCGCAUUGCUCAAGAGGCUGCCAACAACGCUCUCGACAACCCAUGCUCACAACUGGAAGCAAUGGGUCGCGUAACAAAUGAAGAGUUCUUCAUCAAGCUCGCGGAGCUCUUUGCCGCGCGCAAAGGGGAUGACCACGGCCAGAUACACCUGACCCAAAAACGACUGUCCCAUGACGCCCCGCAAUCAUCCGACCCCGACGCCGACCUGCACCCGGAGAAGCCGCUACCGAUCGUGGUGCGCGCCAGCAACGGCAAGGGCAGGGGCGCCAAGAAGGAGAAGCUGAGCCUCUCGACCACGGUUGACCCCGAAGGUCUGGACAGCUUUUACGCCCGGUACGCCGAAGUGUGCAAGGCCGGCAUGGUGGCGCUUAAGCCCAGAGACAAGAGCAAGAAGAAGGCAAAGGCGAAGAAGAGGAAAGGUGGUGCGGUUACUGGAAAGGCAUGAAACACGGCAGUUUUGAAUCCCAAAACGUAACAUGGCGUCCUCAAGGCAUUGCUGCAGGUUAAUCGCACAGGGAAAUGACUGAUGAUACCCAAACCACUACUUUUAUUCUUGGGCCGGACACAUGCCGCUUCGUACAAGUAAUUGCAAAGUUGAGAAGAAUGAUGUACGAAAGGAAAAUCAGGUCCCAGAACGACUGAAGAGAUAUAUUACAACGGAAGCAUCGACCACUCUAGGUUUACCAUUUGUCCUCAGCUUAUCACAGAGCAAUCCAAAAGCAGAUCCAAUAUCACAAACGCCGCCAUCAUG